AUUCCUGGCUGGGGAUUCCCCGUUUUCAAAUGUUGCUACGAGUCGCGCAAGUGAAAUAUCCAAUAUCGUACAUAAACACAACGACAGAAUAGUAAUUUAAAUUCUUUUCGCAAAACUUAGUAUAAACCAUCUUUGCUUAUUGGAAUCGACCCAGGUUUUACUCACAGUUCAUCGCCAUUGGAACUUGAACAUAAAGUCAAGAUAAGGAUUAUGACAACGAUACGGAAAGUGAAAGUUGCUGCGUAUAGUGGAAGUGUUGAAAACAACGUGGCCGGACUCACUGAAAUAAGAGAGAAAAUGGCAGAUUGUGUUGAAGAGGUUAAAUAUGUUCAGCUACCUUAUAACAUUAGUGAUAUGCAGAAGAUGAAACUGGAUAAGAAUUACUACAUGUUGCUCUGUCAUUCAAUCAACAACAGAAGAUUUUCAAUCACCAAUGUCACUGAUGCUCUUUAUGAUGGCUUCCUUAUGAAAUCCAAGAAACGAUUAGGUCGCCGUAAAAUUGGUGUGAUUGCUCAUGACUUUGAUCCUGCCCAGCUCUCUUCGGACAAACUUAACAGUAGAAUGGAUUCCUUCAAAACCAUUCAAGAAAGAACAUUCAGAAAAUCAAUUCUGCAACUAAUCGGUGGACAGCUAUCUCAAACACCGGUAGAGAUUAAUAAUGACCAAUGGGAGGAACUCGGAAAAUAUUUAAGAAACGAAUUAAAGAAUCCGAAGCCCCGGAAACCUGGCCGCUGCAUGCUGUAAAUCGUAUUGUAUGAACUAUUAUCACAUUGUGUCAGAAGUUGUGAAGUAUAUACAAAGGGAAUUAUUUUGCAUUACAGUUAAUACAAUAAUAAUAUUGAUGAUAACAUAUACCUAGCCUGUGGAAAUUUUAAGUUUAAUUUCUUUAACGCAAAUUUAAUGUAGAAACGUGAUAUGCAAAUGUACAAAAGACAAACUUUCUCUAUAUAGCAAGUAAACAUAACGCAAAGAAAAAAAAGAUAUCACUAGCUAAUACAUGCUUCAAAAUUCAUUCAUACAUACAAUGUUUAAAUGUUUAAUUCAUUCAUUCAUUCAUAUCAUACAUUAAACCAAAAUUCAUUCAUACCCUACACGGAACUCUUCAAAUUUUCAUUUAACCAACCCCAAAAUAUGCUCAGAGAUCCAUUAGACACCACGGUCCCGAUUUAUGGAACUCUUUAUACCAGAGUCUUUACAAAGAUGCUCAUCUCUUUACUCAUUUAAGGCAAACAUUAAAUCCAUGUUAAUAUCAGAAUAUUUAAAGUAAGUUUUCUGUGUCAGUAUUUCAGUUAAUCAUUAAACCACUCUUCUUUCAGUGAGUUAAUCAUUACCAAAUUCUCCCACAUGACAAUCAUCUCCAUGGCCUUCAUCCCAAUCAUUGUCUCCAUCAUCCUCAUCAUCUGCAUCGAUGGUGAGCGCGUCAUGGUCUAGUGGUUCUGACUCUCGCCAGAACAGAGGUCGUGGGUUCGAAUUGUAGCCAUGGCGUGUUUUCCUUUAGCAAGAAAUUUAUCCACACUGUGCUGCACUCGACCCAGGUGAGGUAAAUGGGUCCCGACAGGAAGUAAUUCCUCAAAAAGCUGUGCGCAUCAGAAUCGGUAAACUAGCUUAUCCGGGGUAAUAGAAGCGCCUUGAGCACCUAUAUAAUUAUAGCAAGGUGGAUGCGUGCGCUAUACAAAUCCUAUAUUAUUAUUAUUAUCUUCAUAAUUGAAAUUAUGAACAAAUAUUACCAUUAUGCAUCAUAAAUGAAUGAGUUUUAAUCCGCGGGGUUGCCAUUUUUUUCAAGCAAUCUGCUUCUAAUGACAAUCCUCCUGCAAACUAUAAGAUGGAACGAUGUUUUUAAUAUUUACAACAGAAUGUUGUAAUAGAAAAAAUAACUCAUAUGCCUGAUUUUAAAGAGUGGAGCUCCUUGGUAAAUUUGAAGUGAUUUCGUGGGUUAUGCCUAUCCCACUUCCCCUUUUAACUACCUGAUUUUUUUAUAUUUUUUUUGUUUAAUGCAAUAAAAAUGAAGUAUUUCUAGACCGUAUAGACUAUCGAUACUUGGCAUUAUUUCUUUCUUUUCUUUUAUUUUUAGGUCGCCGUAAAAUAUUUUCUUUAUCAUACUCCAGCACGUAAUAACAUAUUAUAAAUUACCAAAAAUAUUCCUUGCAAUAUGUAUUUUUGCAGCAUCUAUAUCGUUCUCAUGGCAUUGGGAGUGCAGUGACCGAGCAAUAAAUUUGUCCUCUUCAUCUGGGAAGAGGACAAACGCCAUGAGAACGAUAGAGCGCCGUCAGCGGGCGUUGCGGUGUAAUUUGACGGAUGUUUGAAUGUGGGCACUUUCGCUCCAAGAGGAUAAUUUUCUUGCUAGUUCGCUACAUUCUUUUUAACAUUCUUCUUGGGAAGUCGAUAUUACAGCACCCCCCCCCCCACACACACACACACUCACCUGUUUUAUCCACUUAUUCACGACAUCCGUCAAAUUCAUUGGAAGCUCCUUGAAAAUAAUAAGCGGCGUUGCGGUCGUUGAACUAGGGGUUAAACUACUGCGUAACGGCGUAGAUUAUGCUGCCACGGUAUCAAACUGCGGAUUUACGGAACUAUAAAUAAAUAAAAUAGCAAUGAUUGAAUUAUUUUGAAUCAUUUGCAUGCCAAACUUUAACGAAUCAACAUGAACAUACAUCCCAUACGUAUAUCCAUCGCUCCCAAACGCUACGAAUGUUCACUAUGCGAUAAGACAUACAGUCACAGGUUCGACCUGAAGAGGCACAUACAAAAUGUACACCCAGGUAUGGAAGAGGAUGAUGAUUGUGAGACAGAUGAUGAAGGUAGCAAAUAUGAUCAUCGACUCCAAAGGCCAUCUAAAAAGCGUCGAUUGGCAGAAUCUAGCUCUGAUGAUAAAAGCGAAGGAGAGGAUGAAUCAUCAGAUUCUGAGACACCUCACACGGAAGAAUCGGAAAGCCACUGACAAGAUGAGGGAUAUUUGCCAAAUAUCAAAAAUAUAUCUAAAAUGGAUCGGAUGAAAAUGAGGCUAGAGAGAAGCUGGCCCAUGUGAAAGUUCUAUGGGCAGUCAAACGCAUCUUCUUCUUUUUUUAUCUACUCAAAGUUUUUACGGCAGAACCUGUACCUCGAAGAAGACCAAUCGGGAUAUUCAGUCUGACUUCACGGAGAAACUAGAAAAUGGCAUGGAUAUGAGUAAAGCUAUACAACGUGUCUUAGACAGAAGCAUGACAAAAUUUGAAAGCUUAUUCCAAUACCAUGAGGAGGAUGAAGAUGAUAGUGAAGAUGAGACAGAGUGAUGCUCAACAGUGAGACUGUUAUAAAGUCAUAUAAAUGGACUACUAUAGCUAUACAUGCGCUAACACAAAUGGCAAAUGAAGUUUAUUUCAACAUGUUCAGUGUUAUGAAUUAAUUUUGCUGUACCUUUUAUUUUCAGAUAAAAGCCCCUCGUAGUGGGGAAAAUAUUUUAAUUAUCAUACUCCAGCACGUAAUAACAGAUUAUAAAUUACGUAGAAUAUUCAUUGCAGUAUGUAUUUUGCAGUAUCUCUAUAUAUGCUUUCAUGAAAAUAAUAACAAAAAUCCGAGUUACCACACUAUCUACAGUGUCAUUUGUUUAUCUCUUUUCAUGAUAUGAGAUUCUUAGCUUGAUUAAUUUGAUGAUGGAAUAUAACAAUAAUACAUAAUCUAAAAUUCAAUUAUUAUGCAUACACGUCACAAAUGUGCAGGAUAAAAGAAUGAAAACAUGCAUUAUUCAUUUUACACCAACACAUACGAUAUAAACUUACCCCCCCCCCCCCCAUCACAAUAACAGUAGUUCUAAGUAGGAAUAAUAACUAUAUAGGCCUACAUUCUGUUUCAUCAGACUCGAACAGGCCGUCUUCCAUGAUCAUCCAAUUCAUACCAUCUUUGACACCGAUCUGACAUCUCGCUCAUUCUUGCAAAUAUGUUUACACUUAAUCGGCUUUUGCAUCGGCUUUUUCAUAGCGUGUGAACGCGAUUAACUUGCAUCGGCUCGCGGUUCAGAACCGGCAAUUUUGCACCACCAAAGUAGUAGGUUCAGAACCGCGACCCGAUGCAGAAUCGGCUUUUUUACUACGUGUAAACAGAAAGCCGAUUCUGCAUCUGAACCGCGAGCUGUAACAGUGUGUAAACGCAGUGCAAGAUAAACCAAAAGCCGAUUCUGCAUCGGCUUUUGGUUCAGAACCAAAAGCCGAUCAAGUGUAAACA
Molecule: messenger RNA, 4200 nt
Organism: Lytechinus pictus (painted urchin)
Lineage: Eukaryota; Metazoa; Echinodermata; Echinoidea; Temnopleuroida; Toxopneustidae
Exons: 4
Coding region: 211-744 (177 amino acids)
Source: RefSeq, a predicted model, not a curated record